Messenger RNA from Onychostoma macrolepis, 897 nucleotides. It is a transcript of the gene med11, whose product is annotated as mediator complex subunit 11. The coding region runs from base 276 to 620 and encodes 114 amino acids. Lineage: Eukaryota; Metazoa; Chordata; Actinopteri; Cypriniformes; Cyprinidae. Gene Ontology annotation, cellular component: mediator complex. Gene Ontology annotation, molecular function: transcription coregulator activity. Gene Ontology annotation, biological process: regulation of transcription by RNA polymerase II. The transcript has 4 exons. The record is from RefSeq and is a predicted model, not a curated record.
ACAGCGUUUUCACAUUAAAUAUUACGGGCAGUUCCAGAUAACUAAUUUCUGUUGCAGAUUUUGUCAAGAUGUUGCGCAAAUGGCUUUAAUUACUAGUCAAACAACAAUCAUGUUUAGUUUUCUCCAACGCAGUCAGCGGGUUUCGCGUUCUGUUAUUUUGUUGUUCUGCGGCUUCCGUAGUUCGCCACACUGAAAGGUCUUUGUGUGCUACAGUCUUUACUGAAUAUCUCGUGAAAUUUAGUCUACUGUGCGUCAAUAUAGAUGUUGUGUUCGGAAUGGCUAAUGACAGGCUGAGGGCGUUGGAAGAUGUGGAGAAGGAGAUAGCUUUAGUGCUGCAGAGCGCAGGAACGAUCGUGCUGGAGCUUUCUAAAGAGAAGGCCAAUGCUAGUUUAUUAGACCGACAGCUGAACCAGUUCCAGACCUCCAUCAACAGAGUUGAGAGUGAACUGAGUGCACAGAUCCGAUAUCUGACACAGGUGGCAACAGGUCAGCCUCAUGAGGGAUCGACAUACUCGGCCAGAAAGGACUGUCAGAUGGCCCUAAACCGUGCAGAAUACGCCCGUGUCAAACUGGGGGAGCUGGGACGCACCUGUGAGAUAAUGCUUGAUCCGCAGACAUAAAGACAUAUUAAAUGGACUGUUGCUUCAUAAGUAUCUACAUGCAUCAAAACCUUUCUGAAUACCAUCUACAAGCCAACACUUUUUAUUUUUCAUAAUUUUAAAGAAAUUUUGUUUGACAAACUCAGUGAUUUAAAUAUCUUUCCCGUCGAAAUAUCACCAACGCUUUUGUCUUAUUGAGAAAUGUUACGUUUUGUUAUUUUGUUUUCUUGUUACGUUAUCACUUUGUUAAUAGUUAGGACAAAAGAAAAAUAAAAACAUUUUUUCCACUAGUAUUUUA